This is a messenger RNA of Prorocentrum cordatum, 1353 nucleotides long. The record is from the annotation of a GenBank genome assembly. NCBI's taxonomy places the organism in Eukaryota, Dinophyceae, Prorocentrales, Prorocentraceae.
AUGGGAGAGGCUCACCGCCAGCGUUGCGCAUUGUGUCCUGCAUCGGUGCGCUGCCUCCUGUGCGUCGCCGGGUUGGUCGUCGCGGUGCUGUCGCUGUCGCGCGGGCCGCUGAGCAUGCUGGCCAGCCCCGUCGGACUGUCCUCGCUGUCUCCCAGCCCGCUGGGCGCUCCCCUGCAGCAGCAUGAUGCCACCGGCGGAGGAGUCGUGCCGAGCCUGGGCGGCCCUGGCGCGGCGGUCUCGAAGCCUGCUCCAGCGCUCGGCGGAGGAGUUGGCCGAACGGAGCCGCAGCGUGACACUUCCGUGGAUGCUGUCAUCGCGCUGGCCGCGUACAGCAAGCCUGUGAGCUCGUUCAACCUCGCCUUCGUGAACACGCUGCGCGGCGUGGGCUUCCGCGGGAAAGGGGCCGGCGGAUUUUUGGGAGUCUGGGAGGGCACGGAAGACCCGGACGGUUACUUGGCCAAAGCCGAGGUCACCCCGAUGUAUUUGGUCCGAGCGCCUUGCAAGCUGCGCUACGAACUUGCAGCAGGUGCCAGCAAUUAUGAAAUCCGAAACGUCUGCACGGUGGAUUUCCCGCACCUGAAGUUGGAGUGGGCUCGCUUCCUCUAUGCCCGCAGGUGGCUUGAGCAGUGUUCCACAUGUACUGGGUGGGCACUACAUGCCGAUUACGGGGACGUCAACUUCCAGAGGAAUCCUUUCGGCGUCCUGCCAGACAAUGGCCAGGUGCCCUCGGACACCGUCUUCCUCACCGAGGAGAUGCAACCGCGCGUCGACGCGGAGGGCGGGCAGCGAGGAGUGACCACGAGCCACUGGUUCGUCCACAAUGCCGUCAGGACGUGCUACGGCGAGGAGGCAGCGGACAAGGUUGCCAACCACCCGAUGCUCAACGUCGCGACUACCCUCGGUCCGCGCGCGGGCAUGCUAAGGUGGCUAGGACGGAUGGAGGAGGAGUUUGAGAAGCUCUCGACCAGGGCCGAGUGCGACCCUAAUAAGAUAGCUGACCAGGCUGUCUUCAACUAUCUGGUAUACGUCCAGGACGCCAUGCCCUGGGCCAUUACAAAAAAGUACGGGGCGUGGAUCGUGAACACGAUGGGUUUGCCUUGCUCCAAUCAGCCUGGGAAGAAGCCGGACCAUUCCAUGGAGGACAUUGUGAUCAUCGACAGCGCUGGCCGCGUUUGGAACGAGGACGGGACCUUGCCAGCAGUGGUCCACCAGGGGAAGACGUGCCACAACAACUACAUGCUAAAGUUUGUCAACAGGUUCUCGGGCCAGGGCGCUCUCGGCACCUACGAUGCCGAGCUUGGCGGGUUCGCCACUGGCCGCUUCCCAGGCCCGAACCAGCCAAAGAAGCCGUGA